AUGCCAAUAAGAAAUCCCACGCAUAAAACUCCUUGGCGAUAUCGUCGUUUUUGGCGUUUAUUUCGACGUAAAAAGCCAUCACUUAUUGAUAUAACAUAUCCCUACGAAUACAUGAUGCGUUUUCCACGAUUGCCUAUCACAGUCCCACCACUUGUUCCGACAUUAAUGUCUUAUCGAUGGAACGACGAAGAUGAUUGCGAAGCCUUACCAAAGAAACCUAUACGUGAUAAUCAUAGUCAACAACAUGCACGACGACGCUUACCAAAACGCUAUAGUGAUCUAGUUGGUCCAUUGUCGAAUAAAAUUUAUCUUCCAAGAAAAGACUCACUUCCUCGAGAAACACAACUACGCGAUACGUCAUCACAACAUGACCAUCAACCCCCAACGACGAAAGGAAAAUCUGGCGAAAGUUUUUGUGCUAUCAAUUCACAUAGUAAAAGAGCCGCGGAAAUACUUUCGACGAUAUCGAAAAACGAAAGAAAAGAACAUUCAUUUGUCACACGUCGAUAUAGCAGUAAAAAUAAACAGCUAUCAACAACGAACGCUGUAGAUCUUCUAGCGCAUCGCAUGCAAGCAGCAAUGAGUGUUGAACUAAUGCAUUCACUUGAUAGAAAUUUUGUUUUCAGUGAUAGAAAACAAUUGUCAAAUUUUACCAACAUAAAUCGUUCACAAUCACUUCACAUUUCAAAAGCACCAAUGCAUAAUCGAAAAGAUAAAUCUCAUGAUAACGAACCUUAUUAUCAUGUUAUACCGAGAGUAAAAUAUCGCCCAGAUGAUGAACAAAAAUCAAUAGAAACUAUGUCUUCCGUAGAUGAAUUAACGCCCGAUUAUGAUGAUGAUGAUAUUAUUAUUCGACCAUUUGAAACUAAUAGUAACGAUGAAAUAGGUGAAGAACCAGCCAUCGAUUAUGACGAUUCGAAAUCAAUAGAAAUCGCUGAAACUGAAGAAAAACCAACGAUCCUUCCAACUGAUUAUGAUCUCGGAGUUACAUCACCGUUCAUUGUCCAACAAAUAUCGACAACAUCAUCUAGUACUGGAACUUAUGCACACCCUCAAUCCUCUGUUCCACCAACUCCACCACCAUUACCAAACACAAUCACGCAGCCGAAAAAGACCGCGAUUCGUUGCCGUACGAUUGCCGAUCAAAUAACAGCCGAUCAUAAACUUAUUUUAAAAGACGAAGGAGAAACAUUGCCGAACAUUUACAAAGAAAAACUUUCAGUUGUUCCAGUUACAGAAGAGCACCACCCAAAAAGAUCCUCUCCGAUUCAGAAUAUUCCACCGAAACCUUGUUAUAUACACCUAUCAAAAGAAAUAUUAGAAAAACCAAAUUUACGUAAAGUUGCUCAACCAGUUUCACGGUCUUAUUCAACCUAUGGUUCAAUGUCACUAUUAAAUGAUCAUGAUACAGAAUUAACAACGAUGCGUGAAAAAUCUUCAACACUCAUCGAGCAACCUUUCGACGGCCUGUCAUCAUCAGCAACGACAUCUAUUAUAAUCGAAAACGAAUAUGAACAUCGAGCAUCAUCAAAAAUCUACAAUGAUUAUAAACGUCGAGCAUCUUCGAUCACCUAUGCCACAAAUAAUACUUUAACCAGUACAUACAGUCAUUCUGCUAUAAUACAUCCUAUGCAUACACAUAUUGGCCUACGUUCAUCAACAACAACAUCCUCAUCGAAUGAUAAACUCAACGAAAAUGUUCUAGCAAAUAAAAAAAUGAAUCUUUGCGUUAUUAACCAACUUAAUGAACAUUUAUCGACUCGUUUCCGACAGCAACAUCAACAAGAUAUAUGCGUGGCAAAGACUAAUAAAACUAUUUCGGAAAAUCCAAUUGAGCAUGAAAAUUAUGAUCGCCCACCGGCACUUGGAAGUGUGGUCAAUGACGUUCAAGUAAAUGUUUAUGAUGAACCUCAAAAUAUGGAAACAACAAGUACAACACCAAUUGAACGCCUUGAUAUGUUUUCGGGUUCAAUACCCCCUCCACCACCACCAUUACCAGUCGGCGGUUUUCGACCAGUGCUAUCUCAAUUAAAUCGUCCAUCGAGUUCUCAACGAACAUCGGUCCUCACAUUGCCACGAGAAAGUAAUAGUGCCGAUCUUCGCUGCAGUACCGGUACAUCGACAACAUCAAGUAAAUUGUCCGAUGCACGAAUUCUUCGAGAACUACGUACAAAUCCAUUAUUCACAAAAGCUCAGCAACAUCUUGAAAUUGAGCCUGACUUAAGCGGUCGGCCAGUGAAUGGUUCAUCUUGUUAUUUGCGACUUGAUACAUGUUCGAAAGGUACUUCAUCGACAACAGUUCAAAAUGAUUCAAUGAACGAUAACGUCGAGACAUUCAUCAUGCGUCCUAGCGAAUUGAAAGCUGUUAUAAAUAAUACAGCAACAUCAGCGAACAGUAAUCCAAAAGAAACAAAUCGAUUUAACUCAAGAGUUUUGACGAACUCCUGUCUACAAACACAACGUCGGCAAUCAGAACUUGAACUUAUCUUUCGAGUAAGAGAAUACAAGAGGAAAAGAGAUCAUUUGCCAGUCUACUAA
Rotaria socialis is the source of this 2538-nucleotide messenger RNA. NCBI's taxonomy places the organism in Eukaryota, Metazoa, Rotifera, Eurotatoria, Philodinida, Philodinidae. The record is from the annotation of a GenBank genome assembly.